AUGCACGCUCGAGCUGCCCGUUCUCUCGCGCCCGUUCUCUCUUCCGCGUGUAGGCGACCGCUUGUUCCUCGAACGCUAUGCAGUGUGCGCGGCCAAGCAACAGUGGUCAGCUCUGGCGCAGCAGCGACCGCAACGAACCGUGCUGAGGCGACAUUGAAACGCUUCUGGAAAACAGUCAAUAUCGACGGACGAGAAGAUGUGUAUGCCGUUAUGCUGGAUAAGCGACCACUGCGGACACCGGGAGGGAAGCAUCUGCAGCUACCGCGCAACAAACGGCUUGCGGCCACUCUCAUUGCAAUGGAGUGGGAAAAUCAGGAGAUCGUGUUGAAGCCGCAUGCGUUACCUAUGACGUCAAUCGCAUCAAGAGCAAUCGAUGCUUUCUCAGAUGAACAGACUCGCAGCGAAGUCCGUGCACAGCUGUUAAAGUAUUUCGAGACGGAUACAAUAUGCUUCCACCAGAAUGAGCCCACUUCGCUCGUCAAUCUGCAAGAAAUGCACUGGAAGCCUUUGCUAGAAUGGACACAAAGCACCUUCAAUGUCGAUAUCAGCACGUCCGACUCCUUUCUUCUCAGUCCACAUCCACAAGAAACGGUCAAGAAGCUCAACGAGAUCAUGUUCAACUUCGACCAUUGGCAGAUGGCCGCAAUGGAACGUGCGACAUACACGUCCAAAUCCUUCCUCAUCGCUCUCGCGCUCGUAAUGAAGCGGAUAACUGUCGAGCAGGCCGCUCAGGCUGCACAUGUCGAGGUAAACAGUCAGAUCGAGAAAUGGGGCGAAGUUGAAGAUUCUCAUGACGUUGACUAUCACGACAUUCGGAGACAACUCGGCAGCGCUGCAUGCUUGAUUUCCAACCUAUAG
Laetiporus sulphureus 93-53 is the source of this 858-nucleotide messenger RNA. RefSeq names its product ATP12-domain-containing protein. NCBI's taxonomy places the organism in Eukaryota, Fungi, Basidiomycota, Agaricomycetes, Polyporales, Laetiporaceae. Gene Ontology annotation, biological process: mitochondrial proton-transporting ATP synthase complex assembly. The transcript is spliced from 6 exons. The coding region runs from base 1 to 858 and encodes 285 amino acids. Gene Ontology annotation, cellular component: mitochondrion. The record is from RefSeq and is a predicted model, not a curated record.